AUGGCAUCAUUAAUAGUAGCUGGUGUUGUUGCGGCAGUAACUGAAGGAGCCACCGCAGUUGCAGGAACAGUAGCCACAACUGAAGCAAUAGCUGGAACAGCAGCUGCUGAUGGUGCUACAUCUGAAUUGGCAAUAGCUGGAAGUGCUGCUACAGCUGCAGCCAGUGUAGCUGCUGAAACAACAACUGUAGCAGCUGGAAGUGCUGCAGCAGCAUUAAUAGAUAUUGGUGCAGCUGCUGAAACAUGUACUCUAGCAACAUCAGGAGGUUUAGAUAUUGCAGGAUUAUCAUCUACUAGUUCAAUAGCAGCUCUUGGUGAAGUAGGCGGAACAGCAUUAACAGGCGUAUCAAGUAUGACACCAACAAUAGCAGAAGUAGCUGCAAUGCAGGCAGGACUAGCCAAUGUCAAUGCAUUAAUAGCGGCUGAAGAUGCAGCAUAUUUCGGAGGUGUUACUGCUGCUGGAGCAUCAGUUGGUGGUGGUACAACAACAGCAGCAGCAUCAUAA
Molecule: messenger RNA, 504 nt
Organism: Mya arenaria
Lineage: Eukaryota; Metazoa; Mollusca; Bivalvia; Myida; Myidae
Exons: 1
Coding region: 1-504 (167 amino acids)
Source: RefSeq, a predicted model, not a curated record